AGUAGAAAAAAGAACUUUAUGGUGGGUGUAAAUCCUGAACUUAAAGACAAGAUAUAUAAUACCGCUUUUUGGCCCAAGGGUGUUGCAUUUGGAAGGUUUAACUUUGGGUUGGGUAGAAAUUUUUUAGACAGGGGUCAUACAGGGUAACUAAUGUACACUGCGACCACCAAACACCCUCCACAUGGGAAACUGAUUCUGGCAGCCAGGGCUCUGAGAGUCAUUAAAAGAAACCAGACAUUUUUUGUGUCUCAGAGCAUUGGCUGCAGCGAAAUGAUAUAAACUCUGUAGUUUUAGACAAUUAU
Messenger RNA from Acanthoscelides obtectus, 302 nucleotides. Lineage: Eukaryota; Metazoa; Arthropoda; Insecta; Coleoptera; Chrysomelidae. The record is from the annotation of a GenBank genome assembly.